Hipposideros armiger (great roundleaf bat) is the source of this 3111-nucleotide messenger RNA. RefSeq names its product ring finger protein 112 (gene RNF112). The transcript has 13 exons. Bases 194 to 2155 code for a protein of 653 amino acids. NCBI's taxonomy places the organism in Eukaryota, Metazoa, Chordata, Mammalia, Chiroptera, Hipposideridae. Gene Ontology annotation, molecular function: metal ion binding; GTP binding; GTPase activity. The record is from RefSeq and is a predicted model, not a curated record.
ACAGAGGCAGCCUCCUCCUUACUGACUGACACAUCUAUUUUCCAGCUUUGACAGAGUCGGCUCCUCUGGGGAGACCAUCCCCCAACACCCUCCACCUGCCACAGCUCACCAGCCCUUCCAUCCUUACGGCUGGCUGAAGGGCUCCUGGCCUUCACCCUCCGCUUCUGGACCCUCUCCCCACUCCCAGGCUCCCAUGCCGAGGUCUGCCUUGUCAGUCAUUUCCUUUUGUCACUGGCUUGGCAAACAGGAGAGAAAACGGAGCUUCAUGGGAAACAGCAGCAACAGUUGGUCCCACAUGCCAUUCCCUAAGUUGGAGCUGAGCCUGGGGUCCUGGCCCGCAGCACCCCAGGAGCUUCCCACCUGCUCCAUCUGUCUGGAGAAGCUGUGUGAGCCAGUUUCGCUGGACUGCGGCCACGACUUCUGCACUCGGUGCUUCAGCACACACCGUGUCCCUGGCUGCGAGCGGCCCUGCUGCCCAGAGUGCUGCAAGAUAUGCAAGCAGAAGAAGGGUUUCCGGGGUUUGGGGGAGAAGAUGAAGCUGCUGCCACAGAGGCCACCACCGCCUGUGCCACAGGAGACCUGUGCUGUGAGAGCAGAACCACUGCUGCUGGUGCGAAUCAAUGCCUCUGGAGGCCUCAUCCUGAGGAUGGGGGCCAUCAACCGCUGCCUGAAGCACCCCCUGGCCAGGGACACCCCUGUCUGCCUCCUUGCUGUCCUGGGGGAGCAGCACUCAGGGAAGACCUUCCUCCUCAACCAUUUGCUCCAGGGGCUGCCAGGCCAGGAGUCCUGCGAGGGUGGCUGGCUGAGAGGAGGGGGCUCCCUGCAGGGGUUCAGUUGGGAUGCCAAUAGCCUCUCCAGGGGCAUAUGGAUGUGGAGCCAUCCCUUCCUGCUGGGGAAAGGCGGGAGGAAGGUGGCUGUGUUUCUGGUGGACACGGGGGACGCCAUGAGCCCUGAACUGAGCAGUGAAACAAGAACCAAGCUCUGUGCUCUCACCACAAUGCUGAGCUCCUACCAGAUCCUCAACACCUCCCAGGAACUGAAGGAUAAAGACCUGGAAUAUCUGGAGAUGUUUCUCCACGUGGCUGAGGUGAUGGGCAGGCAUCAUGGGAUAGUGCCAAUCCAGCACCUGGAUCUCUUAGUUCGUGAUUCAUCACAUUCCAACAAGACAGGACAGGGGCACGUGGGUGAUGUCAUCCAGGAAUCCGGCAAAUACCCCAGGGUUUGGGAGCUGCUCCAUAAAAGGCGAGCCCGCUGUUACCUCUUGCCUGCUCCAAGGAGGCGGUGGGCCAGCAAGGACCAUGGAAGCCCAGGCAACACAGAUGACGAUUUCCACCAUCUCCAAGCCUACAUCGCUGAUGUACUGAGUGCUGCCCCUCAGCAUGCCAAGAGCCGCUGCCAGGGGUACUGCAAUGAGGGGCGACCCCUGGCCAGGGGAGACAGACGCCUGCUCACAGGGCAGCAAUUAGCUCAGGAAAUCAAGGUGUGGAAACUUCCCAGAAACCCAGGCAAGCCCACUGUCCCCCUGCUGUCCCUGACCCCUCCAAUGAUGUCUCUGCAGAACCUCUCAGGCUGGAUGGGGAGGACAGGGCCUGGGUUUGCUUCUCCUGACCAGAUGGCCACCCAACUGCACAACCUGAGGAUGGUGGAAGCUGCCAAGAAGGAGUUUGAGGAGUAUGUGCGGCAGCAGGACAUGGCCACCAAGUGCAUAUUCUCUGCACUCCGGGUCCUGCCCAACAACAUGCGGAAUCUCCUCUCCGCCCAGAAAGAUGCCAUCCUGGCUCACCACAGAGUGGCCUUGCUGUGCCAUGGGAGAGAGCAGACCUUGGAUACCCUGGAGGCUGAGCUGCAGGCUGAGGCCAAGGCCUUCAUGGAUGCCUACACCAUGCGCUUCUGUGGCCACCUGGCUGCCGUUGGGGGUGCCGUGGGGGCGGGGCUCAUGGGCCUGGCAGGUGUGGUGGGUGCAGGCAUGGCUGCAGCGGCGCUGGCUGCAGAGGCUGGGAUGGUGGCAGCUGGAGUUGUAGUGGGGGCCACAGGGGCCGCUGUGGUCGGGGGUGGUGUGGGUGCUGGGUUGGCUGCCACCAUGGGCUGCAUGGAGAAGGAGGAGGAUGAGAGGGUGCAGGGAGGGGAUCGAGAGCCCCUGCUCCAGGAAGAGUAGCAGCCCCCAGGAGACAGUAGGGGAAGGGAGAGAAAUGGAGGAGGGUGUGAUGUUCUGAUUAACCCCAUGUACCACACUCUCCUGGUUGAAUGUUCUGGGUGGCUGCCUCAGCCAAAGAAUCAAGGUGACUCCAGGAGCUUAAGGAAGCCUCCGGGGGGCCCAAGAGGCAAUAGUAUUUUGGCGGUAAGUACAGUAUAAGGCCAGUCUCUGAUUGCACAUGAUUGUUCACCUGCCAUUGCCCUAAUUCAACUUGACCACAGGAUCUCCCACCAAGAGUGAGGUUCUACCCUCCCUGCCCUGGCUUAAUUCCCAGGGACUGUAGGAAGGCUGAGCAUUCGGGAAGUCUCUCCUUGGGUGAAAAGGGCCCAUCCUUUCACAGAUGGGAACAACCCCAGGUCGAGUGACCUUGGUGUUCAGGAUCGGGGAGCAAUGAAGAGGGGCUGGGGAAAAGAGAGAAGGGGGCCAUUGGACAAAACCAAAGAGUCCGGGUGUGGUGGAUGGUGGCCUAACCCCUGAAGUGGAGGAACUUUUCUUGGAAACUUCCUAAAGCUGCCCCAGCAGGACAAAGCUGGUGCCCCUCCUCCCGCAGCCCCAGACUCUGCAUGUGCACCUUGAGUGGGGUCCCUAUAGGUGUCCCUUGUGGCUGUGCCCUUUGUCACACAUACUUUUUUGUGGAAUGCCAUCCCAGCAAUGGGUUAAAUGCCAAAGAAAAACCUUGUGAUCGCAUCUGGAGCUGAAGCACAGCCCUGGAAAAGCCCUUGAAAAUCCUGCAAGCAUCAGCAAGGGCACAUGGUCCACCCUACAGGCCCCUGCUCAGCCCCCAAGGGGAGCCUGAGGGCCCAGCACCCUUCCCAGGGGUACAUGGAAGCCCUACUAGGAAGAUUUAUAGGUUAUUAAACUGUUAAGGGUUAAUGGGCGCAUUACACGAAAAAUAAAAUGUGUGUGCUUGAUUGUCA